Suillus fuscotomentosus is the source of this 2127-nucleotide messenger RNA. Its product is annotated as kinase-like domain-containing protein. The coding region runs from base 81 to 1970 and encodes 629 amino acids. Lineage: Eukaryota; Fungi; Basidiomycota; Agaricomycetes; Boletales; Suillaceae. The record is from RefSeq and is a predicted model, not a curated record. The transcript has 16 exons. Gene Ontology annotation, biological process: protein phosphorylation. Gene Ontology annotation, molecular function: protein kinase activity; ATP binding.
CCGCCGGUCAGGGGCUGGUGGACCUGACGGGUCAGAUCAUUGGUCCAAUAGCCGACGUUGUCGCUGCAGGUGAUUUCGGAAUGGCUUACAAAUGUGAAUGGACACGACCGACAGGUCCUAUGAAGGUUGCAGUAAUAGUCAUCAAGGUUCACGUAUUAGAGCUAUAUUUACAGAGCUUUCGACAGGUGGCUGAGAACUGUGCUGUCCUCAUGCACGACAACAUCGUUCCUGUGUUUGGGAUGACAGAAGAAUUUGGGUCAUCUCCAGCUUUGGUUCUUCCAUGGUUCCAGACCGGUACACUGCUCUGUCUCAUCGCGGGACAGGGUGCUGCGUUGAACAUCAGGCCGAGGCUAAAUUUACUUCAUGGCGUGAUCUCUGGCCUUUGCUAUCUUCAUGAGUUGGGGGUGGUACAUGGGGACAUCACGAGUUCUAACAUUCUGGUUGACGUCAAGGAAGGAGAAUAUGUAGCGCGUUUAACAGGCUUCAGUCUGGCAACAAUCUUCAGUGGCCGUUCAAGGGACCACACAAUCAGAUCAAAUGAUGGUACCAUCAGGUGGACCGCGCCUGAGUUGCUGAAGCGCGUCAUGUUUCAUGUGUUAGCACUGGUCAUUCCUUGGAAUGAUAUAAAUGACAUUGUAGUUCUUCAAAGAAUUCUCGGAGGAGAAGACAUUCCUCGUCCUGCGACACCCGAUAUGACAACAGCACGCUGGAAUGAGAUUGCGCAGUGUUGGUCGCCUGAUGUAUCUGCUCGUCCUUCUGCCACAAUGGUCACGAGCUUCUUGAGGAGCGAACUAGAAAAUUUGACGAGUAACGAUAUCUCCGCUGGCGAAAUGAGAGAAAGUCAUUCAAAUGCAAUGUUUGAGGCAGAACAAGGAAAUACAUCCAUCAAUACAUCCAUCAAUACCUCCAAAUCCAAGGCCAAGCAAAAUGGAAGGGGUCAACGUAUUUCGGCAGACGAUCUUUUCACGCUCUCAGGCUCCCAAAGAGGACUUCCCCCGGGGAGAACAGUGACUACUACGGCAGCGCGUUCCGACACUAUCUAUGAUGACCCCGGAAUACAACUGGUAGCAGAAAAUCUGACAGGUCAGAUCUUCGGUGGAAUAAAUGACUAUGUUGCCAGUGGUGCAUUCGCAAACAUUUACAGAUGUGAAUGGAGACAACCGUCGGGCCCCGUCAAAAAGGUCGCAGUAAAAACCUUCAGGUACCAAAUGGAUCCCGCCUCAGAGCAGGACUUAAGAAGGUUUCGACGAGCAACUGGAAUAUGGGCACACCUCGUCCAUAACAAUAUUGUCGCAUUUUAUGGAACGGCAGAGGGGUUCGGACCAACCACAGCCCUUGUCUCCCAGUGGUUUCCGGACGGCACGCUGUCCCAUCUGAUCAGAGAACAGGGUGCUACAUUGACCAUCAAGUCUAAAUUGAAGCUGCUUCACGGCAUAGCAUCUGGGCUCUACUAUAUUCACUCAUUUUCCGUUGUUCACGGUGACAUUACGAGCUCUAACGUUUUGGUAGAUCUCAAAGAAGGAGAAUAUAAGGCUUGCCUAACAGACUUCGGUUUGUCAAAUGUCCUCCACGGACGUUUAAAAAUGUACGAAAUUGAAGGAUCAACUGUUCGGCCUGGUGCAAUCAGGUGGACUGCGCCUGAGUUGCUCGGGUCACGUGAUUCCCCUUCCGAUAUCAGACCGACCACGCAGAAUGACAUGUAUUCCUUUGGUCGUGUCAUGUUCCAUUUGUUAACUCUGAUUGCUCCUUGGCAUGACAUUGUCGAGUACAAAGUCCUUCAAAAAAUCCAAAAUGGAGAGGAUGUCCCGCGUCCUGAGGUAUCCGAAGCGACAUCUGACGUCACAGACGCCCGCUGGGGUCAUAUCGAGCAGUGUUGGUCAAUUGAUCCACCUGCUCGUCCAUGUGCCCUAACGGCUAUGAACUUCAUAACAGGGGAGCUAGAGGCUUUGAAACAGGAUGUAAGCUCAUGACUUAUCUGGUCAUGUAGGAGUAGAAUUUCUGACCCUGAUAGAACGUCCUUGUUGACGGGGUACAAGAAAGUCAUCAAGAUCCAUACUUGGCCACGGAGCAGGCUAGGAUUUCGACCGUAUUGUCGUUCCAGUCUUCCUCGCGAACCCUUGUUCCGUC